CGGUGCGGCUGGGAGCGCGCGCGCGCCAAGCCCCGUCCAGUCUCUUUGUAUGCAUGGCGGUGCCCGACUGCAGACUCAAACGGCAUUUACCACCGGUCUUGUGACAAUUUAUGAGGCGGGUAAAAAAAAAAAAAAAAAAAAAGGCUGAAGAGAAAGUCCGUGUUUUGCUACAAACAGCCUCAAAAAUAACGCCGCAGCGCUCGUGGUUUACUUACCCGCUGGGGGGGAGAAGAAGCAAAUACCAGAGCACAUUGAGGACUCCCUUCUGCCGCCGUUUGCUGCAGGCGACGUCACGCCUCCUCAGGACACCGGGGGCGGCCGCUUUUGCUGAUCUUAGCAUCUUCGCAGCUUUUUUUUUUUUUUUUUCCAGAGGGAUGCUUAUGGGGGAAGGAUAGAGCACCAGCGUCCACGGUAGUGUUUAACCCCCAGUCCUCGGCCUCCUUGGACGCGGCAGCGGCACACCUAUUGAUAUUGUUGAGAGCGGACUCGCCCGCAUCCCGCCUCCCCCCCCCCCUUUCCCUCCCGCGCGCCGUUCCCACGCGCCAGUUGCGGGAAGGAUGAUGGUUGCUGCAUAGCGGCACCUGCGAUGACCGACUGGGAGUGGAAGCGCUUGGGGUCCGUGGUACUGUGAAGGGACGAGACCCGAGAGUUUGACGCAGACGUUUGUGCGCGCGCGUCUGCUUUUUUAUUAUAUUUCUGAGAAGUAAACAUCUACAGAGAACUCCGCGGCGACCCCCCGCUAACGGAUAUCGCCGGGUUUAGCUGAAGGUGACACCCUAUCCGCAGCUCAAUCCAGCCGAGACACUGGCACUAGCACUCAAACCAUUUUUUUUCUCUGAGCACACACCACGAGGCACUGCUGAACAGGCCUUACUACCCUCUGAAUCUCCAAAAUGACAGUGGCCACCGGGGACCCAGCAGACGAGACGGUGGCCCACCCCGGCCAGCCCCAGGACACCUAUGAUCCCGAGGCAGACCAUGAGUGCUGUGAGAGGGUGGUCAUCAACAUCUCGGGCCUGCGCUUUGAGACACAGCUCAAGACCCUCUCACAGUUCCCUGACACCCUUUUGGGGGACCCCAAGAAGAGGAUGCGCUACUUUGACCCCUUAAGGAAUGAGUACUUCUUUGACCGCAACCGACCCAGCUUUGACGCUAUCCUCUACUACUAUCAGUCGGGUGGGAGGCUGCGUCGGCCAGUGAAUGUUACCCUGGACAUCUUCUCAGAGGAGAUUCGCUUCUACGAGCUAGGAGAGGAGGCUAUUGAGAUUUUUCGGGAAGAUGAGGGCUUUAUCAAAGAGGAGGAAAAGCCAUUGCCUGAGAAUGAGUUUCAGAGGCAGGUGUGGUUGCUGUUUGAGUACCCUGAAAGCUCAGGUCCAGCCAGGAUUAUCGCCAUCAUAUCUGUAAUGGUCAUUCUCAUCUCCAUUGUCAGCUUCUGCCUGGAGACCCUGCCUAUCUUCCGCAAUGACGAGGAAGAGAUGCAUAAAGUUUACCAACCCAUCUCCAACACCACAUCUACAUACCAUUCAACUUACUUCACUGACCCCUUCUUUAUCCUGGAAACCCUCUGCAUCAUCUGGUUCUCUUUUGAGUUUUUGGUUCGAUUCUUCGCUUGCCCCAGUAAAGCAGGUUUCUUCGUCAACAUCAUGAACAUCAUUGACAUUGUGGCCAUCAUUCCCUACUUCAUAACUCUGGGUACGGAACUGGCAGAGAGUCCAGAGGAUGGUCAACAAGGGCAACAGGCUAUGUCCCUAGCUAUUCUGAGAGUCAUCAGGUUGGUCAGGGUUUUUCGAAUCUUCAAGCUUUCCAGGCAUUCGAAGGGGCUCCAGAUUCUGGGUCAGACGCUGAAGGCUAGCAUGCGUGAGCUAGGCCUGCUCAUCUUUUUCCUCUUCAUUGGAGUCAUCCUCUUCUCCAGUGCUGUGUACUUUGCCGAAGCAGAUGAGGCAGACUCCCAGUUCAUCAGUAUUCCUGAUGCCUUCUGGUGGGCUGUGGUUUCCAUGACCACAGUUGGCUAUGGUGACAUGGUCCCCACCACCAUUGGAGGCAAAAUUGUGGGCUCACUUUGUGCCAUUGCUGGUGUACUUACCAUUGCUCUGCCAGUGCCUGUCAUCGUCUCCAACUUCAACUACUUCUACCACCGCGAGACAGAAGGUGAGGAGCAGGCCCAGUACCUCCAGGUCACAAGUGUCCCAAAGAUGGAUUCCACUGAGGACCUGAAGAAAAGUCGGAGUGGCUCCACCAUGAGCAAGUCAGACUACAUGGAGAUCCAAGAGGCAGUGAACAACAGCAGGGAGGACUUCCGUGAGGAGAACCUUAAGACAGCCAACUGCACACUGGCCAACACCAAUUAUGUCAACAUCACCAAGAUGCUCACGGAUGUAUAACCACACAGUGCAACUGAAUUAACUCUGGGGGCAGUGGGAUGAAAAAGAAAGGGCUGCCCAUUUCUUAAAGACUUGGGACCCAUUCAAGUGGAACCAAAUGGAUAUCAGCCAUGCUCCACUGGGAGCAGAGGAUCAGUAGAGAGGACCCUGAACAAUAUGCUCUACACCUCCCUCAACCCUUUCAAACUAGCCCUGGACCUUCAUCAUGUCUUAACCACUAGAAGAUUCUGCAUCCUCGUUUUGGUGUCUGCAUGGAGUUUGUCUUUUCUGUGUGACUGUUCAGUAGUUGAUAUCCUGCUUGCAACAGUAGCCAAACAAGUAGCUGAAUAGAACAUUAAAACUUAGCAUACAGGGAUUCUGACUUCUGGUUCCUCGUAAAUUCCAUACCCUUCUGUAUUUUUCCUGUCUCAUACCUUUCCUAGAACCCCUUACUGAUCAUAAAAGGCUGGUUUUGUUCCUGGGAGAAGCAAAACAUCAACACUACCAUUUACCAGCUUCUAAUUUCACCACCUUUGACUUCACUGAGGGCAAAAAAAAUGACGAAAGUGAAAGGAAGUUUUCAUCCCUUCAGAGAAUGCCUUCACAGGUGAUUUUCACUAUAGGGAGGAGCUGUCUACCGGACACUUGAAAUACAGUACUUUCGACCACAGUGCAGAAGGGUCACUCACAGGUGCCCGCUGGAAACUCAAACCACGCAGGGAAAACAAGUCGACGUCAGAAUCUGAUUGCAGAGCUGUUUCCUGUCAUACCUUUUUGUGGUUAUUUUCCUGCAGAGUUUCUAUCAGAUUUUGCAAGAAGGAACCAACGGAUGUAUAUGGUGCAAGCCUCUUCCCUCCCAUCUGUGUGAGGCACACUUGGGGGAGAGAUAGUUAAAAGAAAAAAAAACAGAGUGAAUGUCUCUUAACGGCUCAUUUAUUUAUUUCUGUUUGCUGAUCCAUUUCCUGUGGCUGGUCCUCAGCAGAAGGUGCACUCCAUCCUGCCAUGGGGGUUCUGUAACCAAGGCAAGCUACAACGCUUUUCCCUCUCUCAUUGCAUUAUGUCAGGAUUAAACCUGGGGGGAGAAGGACUAAAGGAAAAGAUGGCAGGCAUGCAGACAGUUCUUUCUUUUCCAUCAUUUCCCCCACAUUCUACACAUAUCCUUCCACACCCCACCUCACUUCACCUGCUGCAAUCCACGUAGCAUAGCGUAUAUAGCUAUACAUCUCCCGUAUUGCGGUGUUCACAUGUUGAGCUAAAAAACUGCUAACACUUUAUUCAGGUGACCAAAGAUUAAUUUACUGCCGCUCAAUGUACAUUUCUAGCAUCUGUGUCAAAGCACUUUUUUUAAAAAUUUUGUAUUCACGUAUGGUUUGUUUUUAGUGCAUAUGGUUCAGCCUCAGAGGCUGGUGUAACCUGCAACAAACCGGGAGUCCUCCAGAGUCUGCUUUUCCACAGAUAGGAGAUACUCUGCAAAUCUUAA
Molecule: messenger RNA, 3840 nt
Organism: Scleropages formosus (Asian bonytongue)
Lineage: Eukaryota; Metazoa; Chordata; Actinopteri; Osteoglossiformes; Osteoglossidae
Gene: kcna2b
Product: potassium voltage-gated channel, shaker-related subfamily, member 2b
Exons: 3
Coding region: 894-2381 (495 amino acids)
Biological process (GO): protein homooligomerization; action potential; potassium ion transmembrane transport
Cellular component (GO): juxtaparanode region of axon; membrane; axon terminus
Molecular function (GO): protein binding; delayed rectifier potassium channel activity
Source: RefSeq, a predicted model, not a curated record